Messenger RNA from Oncorhynchus keta (chum salmon), 1454 nucleotides. Its product is annotated as EH domain-binding protein 1-like. The record is from RefSeq and is a predicted model, not a curated record. The transcript has 6 exons. Lineage: Eukaryota; Metazoa; Chordata; Actinopteri; Salmoniformes; Salmonidae. The coding region runs from base 527 to 1198 and encodes 223 amino acids.
GCAGCCUACAGACUCAACAAAUGAUACCACUUGGAGAGUUUAUUGCACUGUCAGUAUAACGUAGCCUAAAAUGUGUUAUGCUGAUUUUAUCGGACAGUUUUAUUUCCCUGGCUGGGCGAAGGACAGCUAUUAUAUACCUGGAUGAAUUGUCGACACUGUCUUUUAACUCGGGAAUGCAUAUUGUGGACUAGUAGUUGCAUUUAGGAUAUUUGUUUUUCCUUAUUCUGACCAUGUGGAAGUGUUGAAAUGCGCACGACAGUGGAUUCGGUUCCGCUUAUAAAUACUGUAUUUAAUAAUUACGGUAGUUCCGUGCUACAUGAUUUUUUUUAUUCGAUGCGUUUAGUUGAUGGCGACAGUUUUAUGUGACUCAACUCAACUUCUUCACCUGCGGCUGUUCCUUUUGAACACGGCCAGCUUGAAGACAAGGGUUUUACACACCACGAACUGUCAUUGAACAACCAUCCUGAAAGGAGUUACAAGAGAGUGGAAUUUACUUUCUAAAACUUUGUAAUACCUCAACCAAGUUAUGACUUCGGUUUGGAAAAGAUUACAACGCGUUGGCAAGAAAGCUUCAAAAUUUCAGUUUGUGGCGUCUUAUCAAGAACUUGUGUUGGAAUGCACGAAGAAAUGGCAACCAGAUAAAGUCAGGGUGGUUUGGACCAGAAGAAAUAGGCGUAUGUGCUCUAAGCUUCAUGGAUGGCAGCCGGGCAUCAAGAACCCCUACAGGGGGAUGGUGGUUUGGCCCGUACCUGAAAACGUGGAUAUCUCCCUCACACUCUUCAGGGAUCCCCAUUCUGAUGUGUUUGAAGACAAAGACUGGACAUUUGUCAUUGAGAGUGAGACAAAGGGUCAACGUAAGGUCUUGGCUGCAGUGGACGUGAAUAUGAAGAAGUUUGCCAGUGCCACUCCCACUCAGCAAGACCUGACAUUGAAGCUGAAGCCCCUGUCUGUCAAGGUGCUGGAGGCCACUCUGAAGCUCUCCCUGUCCUGUGUGUUUCUCAGAGAGGGGAAAGCCACUGACGAGGACAUGCAGAGCCUGGCCAGUCUGAUGAGUGUCAAACCCACAGACAUCGGUAACCUUGAUGACUUCAACGAGAGUGAUGAGGAGGAAGACAGGAGGUCUAGUGCUGGAGCUAGCAUUAGCAAAGCUGCCGCAGGUACACUUCAAUUAUACACUCAUACAUACAUUGUCAGAUAAAACCUUACCUUCUUUGAUGCUUUCUGUUGUUCAUCUCUCUAUUUGAUGCUUUCCUUUCUCUCCAAUAAAUAAUGGCAUCCCCACUCUAUCGCUUCAUUUUUUAAAAGUCUAUCUCCUAUCCCUUCUUUUUAAUUCUCAUUGCUUUCUUUCACCACUUUCUCUGCCAGCUCUUCUCCCUCCUGCUUGCCCGGUGCCUCCCCCGGGAAGGAGGCCUGCACCACUAAAGAAACCCCCUGUCAUAGGUACCCUGCCUCUC